AUGGUGCCUAAGGUGUUUGUUUGUUACGCGACGCGAAAGGGUACUCCAUCUUUAGGUAAACGUCACAACAAGUCCCACACUUUGUGUAACAGAUGCGGUAAGCGUUCCUUCCACAUUCAAAAGAAGACCUGUGCUUCUUGUGGAUACCCAGCUGCCAAGAUGAGAUCGUACAACUGGGGCCAAAAGGCUAAGAGAAGAAGAACUACUGGUUCUGGACGUAUGGCUUACUUGAAGCACGUUUCCAGAAGAUUCAAGAACGGAUUCCAAUCCGGUGUUGCCAAGCCUCAGACCGAGUAA
Meyerozyma guilliermondii ATCC 6260 is the source of this 297-nucleotide messenger RNA. RefSeq names its product 60S ribosomal protein eL37 (gene RPL37B). Gene Ontology annotation, biological process: translation. Gene Ontology annotation, molecular function: RNA binding; structural constituent of ribosome. The transcript is spliced from 2 exons. Lineage: Eukaryota; Fungi; Ascomycota; Pichiomycetes; Serinales; Debaryomycetaceae. Bases 1 to 297 code for a protein of 98 amino acids. The record is from RefSeq and is a predicted model, not a curated record. Gene Ontology annotation, cellular component: ribosome; cytosolic large ribosomal subunit.